Protomyces lactucae-debilis is the source of this 2160-nucleotide messenger RNA. Its product is annotated as DNA repair helicase RAD3. Gene Ontology annotation, biological process: transcription by RNA polymerase II; positive regulation of mitotic recombination; nucleotide-excision repair. Lineage: Eukaryota; Fungi; Ascomycota; Taphrinomycetes; Taphrinales; Protomycetaceae. The transcript is spliced from 3 exons. The record is from RefSeq and is a predicted model, not a curated record. Gene Ontology annotation, molecular function: DNA helicase activity; damaged DNA binding; hydrolase activity, acting on acid anhydrides, in phosphorus-containing anhydrides. Gene Ontology annotation, cellular component: nucleus. The coding region runs from base 301 to 2058 and encodes 585 amino acids.
CUUGGAUAUGAAGAAGAGUUCCGCGGCCUUGGCUUGACCAGUCGAAAGAAUCUCUGCUUGCAUCCUUCAGUAAAGCGUGAAAAGAAGGGCAACGUUGUCGAUGCGCGCUGUCGCUCUUUGACUGCUGGUUUUGUCAAGGAAAAGAAGCGUGCUGGAGAGGAUGUCGACUUGUGCAUCUACCAUGAGAACCUCGACUUGCUCGAAGCGCACAAUCUCAUCCCCAACGGUGUUUGGACGUUUGAUGAUAUUCUCCGGUAUGGAGAGACGCACAAGCAAUGUCCUUACUUUACAGCGCGACGAAUGAUGCCCUUGUGCAAUAUCAUCAUCUACUCCUAUCACUAUUUGCUCGAUCCUAAGAUUGCUGAUCGAGUCUCGAAAGAGCUGUCAAAGGACUGCAUCGUUGUGUUUGACGAGGCUCACAACAUUGACAAUGUCUGCAUCGAAUCGCUCAGUAUUGACUUGACGGACGAUUCUCUGCGCAAAGCAACGCGGAGUGUCAACAGCCUAGACCAAAAGAUCACCGACAUGAAAGAAACUGACGCCGACAAGCUACAAAACGAGUAUCAGCGCCUGGUCGAAGGUUUACGGGAUGCGGAUGCAGCACGAGAGGAAGAUGCAUUCAUGGCAAACCCCGCAUUGCCAGAUGAUCUUCUCAAAGAGGCCGUGCCUGGUAACAUCCGCCGUGCAGAACACUUUGUCGCUUUUUUGAAGCGCUUCAUUGAGUAUCUCAAAACGCGCAUGAAGGUACUGCAUGUCAUCGCGGAAACUCCGGCCUCCUUCCUGCAGCACCUCAAAGACCUGACAUUUAUUGAACGCAAGCCGCUCAAGUUCUGUGCAGAGCGACUCACAUCACUCAUUCGCACACUGGAACUCACAAACAUUGAGGAAGUGCAGUCCUUGCAAGAAGUAGCGAGUUUUGCUACACUAGUUGCCACGUACGAAAAAGGCUUCCUGCUCAUUCUCGAGCCUUUCGAAUCAGAGGCUGCCACUGUGCCGAAUCCAGUCUUUCAUUUCACCUGCUUAGAUGCCUCUAUUGCAAUAAAGCCGGUCUUUGAGCGAUUUAGCUCGGUCGUCAUCACUUCAGGAACGCUGUCUCCACUCGACAUGUAUCCAAAGAUGCUGGCCUUCAACACCGUUGUCCAAGAGUCGUACUCCAUGACUCUGGCGCGCAAUUGUUUCCUGCCAAUGGUCAUUACACGAGGUGGGGAUCAGGUCGCCAUCAGCUCCAAGUUCGAGGUACGAAACGAUCCGAGUGUUGUACGCAAUUAUGGCAACAUUCUGAUUGAGUUUUCGCGCAUCACACCUGAUGGAGUGGUCGCCUUCUUCCCAAGUUAUCUCUACAUGGAAUCCAUCAUUGCCAUGUGGCAAAGUAUGGGCAUCUUGGAUGAGGUUUGGAAGUACAAGCUCAUCUUGGUCGAGACGCCCGAUGCACAGGAAACCAGUCUUGCGCUGGAAACCUACCGCACAGCGUGCGAGAAUGGGCGAGGAGCCAUCUUCCUGUGUGUUGCUCGAGGCAAGGUGUCUGAGGGUAUUGAUUUUGAUCAUCAUUAUGGCCGCACCGUGCUCAUGUUUGGCAUCCCUUAUCAGUACACUGAAUCACGUAUCCUCAAGGCUCGUCUUGAGUUCCUUCGCGACAACUAUCAGAUCAGGGAGAAUGACUUUUUGACGUUUGAUGCCAUGCGUCAUGCAGCACAGUGUCUGGGGCGCGUUUUGCGUGGCAAGGAUGACUACGGCAUCAUGGUUUUGGCUGACAAGCGAUUUGGUCGUACAGAUAAACGAGCAAAGCUGCCAAAGUGGAUUCAGCAGUAUGUCACUGAACCAAACAGUAACCUCAGCACAGAUAUGGCUGUGGUCAAUGCCAAGAAGUUUCUGCGCACCAUGGCUCAGCCAUUCGGCGCAAAGGACCAGGAGGGUAUUUCUUGGUGGGACAAGGACCAAGUCAGGGCGUUCCAGGAGAAGAACAAGCCACAGCCAUUCAGUAAGCCACAGCAUGAUGCCGGGGUUGGAGAGUCGGACAUACCCGAGGACUUUUUCGAUGACGAUGAGAUGGAUAUCUAGAUUGAGCUCAAGAGCCUGCUGGUCGAACGUGCAGAUAUUCUAUCGGCGGUGUUGAACUGAACAAGCUUAGCAACAAUGUCGACGACUGUGUCUGAUACAUCA